Molecule: messenger RNA, 1284 nt
Organism: Ilyonectria robusta
Lineage: Eukaryota; Fungi; Ascomycota; Sordariomycetes; Hypocreales; Nectriaceae
Exons: 2
Coding region: 1-1284 (427 amino acids)
Molecular function (GO): actin binding
Source: RefSeq, a predicted model, not a curated record
AUGCCGCCUCCUCCACCUCCGCCUCCUCCGCCGCCGCCAGGCUUUGGUGGACCACCACCGCCGCCCCCUCCUCCUCCGGGAAACAUGCCCUCGAGGCCUCCAGCUGGCGGAAACAGAAAUGCUCUCCUGUCAGACAUUUCCAAAGGCAGGGCUCUCAAGAAGGCUGUCACCAAUGACCGCUCGGCGCCAGUCGUCGGCAAGUCCUCUUCCUCGUCAGGCCCUCCAGUCGGCGGCGCACCGCCAAUUCCUAUGCUCGGCGGAGCUCCAAAGCCUCCAGGCGGGCUUGCGCCGCCCGUUCCGGGAAAUCGGGCAAGAAGCAACAGCGACCAAGGCUCCCGAGAUUCAACAGCUGGAGGCAUGGACGCUGCGCCUCAGUUGGCCGGACUCUUUGCUGGAGGAAUGCCUAAACUAAAGAAGAGAGGGGGCAUUGAUACCGGCGCAAACACAGAUUCAACGUAUCUCUCAGAUCCGGGGGAGCCUACAAGUUCAGCGCCGAAGCCUCCGGCCUUUUCUGCACCCAGACCUCCGCCUGGGGCGGCGCCCACAAUCCCGGGUGGACGACCUCCGAUGCCGCCCCCUGGGGGAGUCGCAAAUCUAAGAAAGACGACACCGAUGGGAUCCAAGGGACCACCUCCGCCCAUUGGUAAGAAGCCGCCACCUUUACCGACGUCCCGGAAGCCAUCGUCCAUAUCCUUCGCUCCCUCAGCUCCUGCGCCUUCUGCCCCGGCGCCACCUCCACCUCCACCGCCAUCCUCCGCUGCCGCUCCCGCUGCACCUCCGCCUCCACCCCCGUCAUCUGCACCUCCUCGACCAAGUGUUUCGCCGGCGCCGGCGCCACGGUCACAACCACCUCCGCCGCCUCCGCCUCCUGCGUCCCAUUCGACACCUUCUUUAGUUGCGCAAGCCACCAUCCGCGCGGCUGGACAAGCCUCUCCAAGCUCUGCCCCCCCGCCCCCUCCACCACCACCAUCAUCAACUCCCUCGGCACCCUCCGCUCCCUCUCCGCUGCCACCGGUUCAACUCAGGUCGAGGGGUUCAUCGAUCCGCCAAUCUAUGCUUGAUCCAUCAGCCUUUACUCUAACUGCCAACGGCGCUAAAUCACCUAGCCCGGCACGAACCUCUCCUUCUAAUGGCUCCGGGCCCGAACGCUUCGUGGUGAGUGACACGAGAUGGAAUUUCAAGGAUGAAUCCGCGUUCCCAAAGCCGAGGGACUUUAUCGGAGGCACCAAAAAAUACAGAGCUGGAAGGGGGAGCAGUGUGCCACUAGAUCUAAGUGCUCUAUGA